Messenger RNA from Amorphotheca resinae ATCC 22711, 639 nucleotides. RefSeq lists its product as hypothetical. The record is from RefSeq and is a predicted model, not a curated record. The coding region runs from base 1 to 639 and encodes 212 amino acids. Lineage: Eukaryota; Fungi; Ascomycota; Leotiomycetes; Helotiales; Amorphothecaceae. The transcript has a single exon.
AUGUCUUCCUCUUCCUCCUGUUCAGAAUCAGCUUCCUCUUCUGUUGUCUACGACCAUGAGCCAUUCGCUACCUUCCGUCUCCGCGUAUUAGAACUUGCGCAAAGCAUAUGGGUCGGGGCCUCUCCAGAAGAAAUCACCAUAGAGCGGAUGGCAGGAGGAGGAUUCAAUCGGAUCAUUGGCCUCUCUCGAACAAUCGGUAGCCAAGAAGAAGAGAAAACCCAGUACGUUUUGCGGGUCCCACGAUUCGACGCGGCGCAGUUGGAUCGCGAAGUCGCCGUGCUACAAUUUGUGCGGCGCUAUUCAGAGAUUCCAGUGCCAGAAGUUGUGGGAUUCAAUGAGACGAGCAACAACGUAUUGGGGGACCCUUACAUGGUGCAAAAGCGUGUUCCAGGAUUUGAUCUGUACUCCUCCUUCCCCAAACUCGACCAUACGAGUAAAUGCAGGAUCGCGCAACAACUCGGGCUCUUCUUUCGCCAGAUGCUGUCCCUGCGGAGCCAGGUCGCAGGAGUGUUGGUACUCCCACCGGACAAUAAGAGCUUGGAGGCGCCCCUUCAAGUCGCGCCGUUUUGCGGAACAGAUCCAUCAUCCUCUGCUGGUCUCACCCUACUGCGAUGCACCGGCAACACAAAGCAUGCGUGA